Messenger RNA from Phragmites australis (common reed), 843 nucleotides. Its product is annotated as putative invertase inhibitor. Bases 111 to 704 code for a protein of 197 amino acids. The transcript has a single exon. The record is from RefSeq and is a predicted model, not a curated record. Lineage: Eukaryota; Viridiplantae; Streptophyta; Magnoliopsida; Poales; Poaceae. Gene Ontology annotation, molecular function: enzyme inhibitor activity.
CGACCUGCCACGAGCCCGCCACCAAACGCUGUUUACAAGCACACACCAUCUUCAUCAAACAUUCUCAAAACCUCACCAGUCACCACCGGAAGACACACCUACCAAGCUAAAUGGCCAACCAUUCUCAGGCCAUCAUGAAGCUGCUCUCCUCUGUGUUCUUCCUCCUGCUCAUCGUAUAUACAUGCAAAUCCUCCACACUGGAAGACACGUGCAGGUCCUUCGCCGCCGGCCACCCGUCCAUCGGCUACGACUACUGCAUCAAGACGUUCCGGGCCGACAAGGCGAGCGUCGCGGCCGCCGACGCGCUGGGCCUCGCCGCCAUCGCGGCCAGGAUCGCCGAGGUGAAGGCCAACGCCACGGCAGAGCGCAUCGCCUCCCUGAUCGCGCUGGAGAAGGACGCGAGGAGGCGGGACCGCCUCGCCGUUUGCGCGGAGGUGUACUCGGACGCCGUGGACCAGCUCGGCCAGGCGGCCGGGGACCUCGCCCGCGGCGCGGAGGGCGCCGAUCAGGCCGCACAGGACGCGGUCACGCAGCUCAGCGCGGCGCUGGACGCGCCUGGGACGUGCGAGGACGCGUUCGGCGAGGCCGACGACACGUCGCCGCUGGCCACAGAGGACUCCGAGUUCAAGAAGCUGGCCACCGUCGCUCUCGCCGUUGCGGCGUUACUGUCGCCGCCAUCGUCGGCGCCAAGGAUUAGUGAUUGAUACUUCUGUACUGUACGUGUUUAUCAUGGGCUUGCAGGUAUAAUAAGCUUCUAACGAGUAUCAUUACUAGAGAAUGUCUUGUUUUUUCAAUGUCUUUUUGGUUUUUGUGUUGUUUUUUCAAUGUCUUUUUGGUUUUCCG